AUGCACGUUCGACAGAUACACAGUUGGCGAUUAGUGCGCGACGACCGUGGUAACACGGAUAGUGUCGAAGUUAUUGUAGCGCAUGCGCUUAAGAACUAUCGCAAUGCCGGAAAAGGUAUUGAAAGGCUGGUUCAGUCGGUGCACGAGAAGCUGCCCUCGUCGGGCAGGAUACGCGUGUUUACGUGCGAUGUGGACGACGUGAUUAUACGUGGAGAAAAGGGAUUCGACGCUGCUUAUCAAGUAUUCCUCGAUGUUAUGGCUGAAGCCUUGGUAGGACGACUCGUUUCGAUUUCUUUCCACUCUUACAAAAUCAACGUAACUCAUGAGACCAAACAGGUUAAAAUCGGGUCAACACGCCAGAUGCUCUUCAUAUGCCAUGACAUUGCAUCUUGGCUUGUAAUCCGAUUUCUUGCCGAGUACCUUCCCAAGCAUCUCGAAUAUUCACAACGAGUAGCUGGCGCUAUUCUUCUGGGCAUUGAUGCACCGGCAUGGGACGCAAACUUCAGGCAUAAAGACCAGCUUGAAGGAUGGAGAGAGCGUAUAGUUGAGCGGUUACGAAACAACUCGAAUAUCAUAGAGAGAAAGAAGUACAAGAGGGUACCUCCAGCUAACGAGCUAAGCGUCCGAUUGAGAUGGCUAGAAGCCUGCUUCAUUGAUUCGACUAGAAACUCGCCUGAGGUGAAACGCAUCAGAGAACGCAUCUUUGCGCUACCACUUACCAAAGAUGCUCGUGUCUCGGAAAUCCCUCCUAUGGAAAACCCUCGACGUAGCAGCUCCACGCUCUUCAACAUGAACCUGGGUAAAGAACCACCGCCACCGACUGAGUACGAUAUGAGACUGGACCAACUGAGCCAACCUCUGCUCGAUAUAAUCCGGUAUCUCGAGAACGACCAUCCCGACACAGAUAAGGUGCAUUUUAGUCAGGCGUGCCAGUAUUUUCGAAGCAUGCUUGCGAUUCCGGACAACGGAGACAAGACAGGGACAGACAAGGCAGAGAAGGAAGAGAAGGCUGAGAAAGCAGGGCCCGACACAAUACAGAGGAAGUUCCGAGGCCCAGAAAGUGUGCAGCCACCACCCACUUUGAGUCCUCUGCGGUUUGAGGAGAGCACCCCACACACUAUCCCGAUCCCUAUACUACGAUCAUCCCCGCCACCACCGAGUCCCCAGAGCGACUGGGAGGACAGCUUUCGGCGUGCCCAGGACUACUUCCUUCGCUGUGAGCUCCACGAUGCAGACAUACUCUAUGACGAGUGUGGAAAUGCAGUUAACCAGGAUCUCUUUGCCGGCACUGAUAUUCCACUGCGGAGUAUGUUCCAACGCGCUGUCAUAUUGAUUAUGAAGGGCAAGUACGAUCGCGCGAGAAACAGGCUGGAACGAAUAGAGGAGGAGUGUGACGAAUGGAUCAGAAUACUGGACAAGGAGUCUCAAGGCAUGAGAGUGACGUUUAACCACGCAGUAUCAGCCGAGCCCAUGGGACCGCCUCCCAAAAGAGUGUCGGAUCUUGGGGGCGUAUCGUCUACCAGAGUGCGAUGGACGAGGGAGAAGGACGAUUUGUUCCGCAACCUAAAGGUUCUUCGGCAGAGGGCCGGGUUUCAAAUUGCUGUCACCUUCACAAGGCAAGGCGAUCUUUCAAAGGCGUCAGACCUAGUGGUUGCGCUACACAAAUUGUAUGAAGGCCUUCGUGAACAGCUCUUUGCCGGGGAGAUCGAGUCCGUCCAGAGCCAGGCUGGGGUCGCGGGCCCUCAACUCAAGCUUGUCGUUGCUGUGAGCAGGCUUUUAGGCCUCAUCAAUGGAUAUCUCGGCCGGUACAACAAGGCGGGAGCCCUCCUGGACGAGGCAGAGAGGAUAUGUCACGCCGUACAGAACAACAAGGCCCCUGAGAAGAGCCGACCCGGAUUACCAGCGUCAACUCACGAUAUAGAAUCAUUGCCCCCGACAACGUACGGAUAUGGCCUGGAAGCCGCCGAGGAAGGCAUCGACACCGUGGACACAAUUCUGGCCGCAGUAAAGCUCAGCAAGGCCAAGGUACUGAUGAUGCGAGGUCUCUACAAGGAAGGCCUCGUAACCAUCGAGGAAGCCCUUCAGACAAUGGAAGAGGUCCUAGGCCUCUCGCACCUCCUAUCUCUCGAAGCCCGCUACAUCAAGUCAAUGCUCCUUGCGCUCAGCUGUCGGCUCAGACACGCUCACGCAUUCAGCCAAGAGACCAUCAAAAUCAUGAACAAGCACGUCUCCCGAGAACAUCCUCUGUCUCUGGAAAUGACGAACACGCUUGUUACCAUUUACAAGCUUCAGGCCCGGCCUCUCGAGGCACUGAGUAUCUGUCAAACCUUGUCUACAAUUGCCAAACGUACAUUAGGAGCGCGCAACCAGCAGACGCUGCGGUACAUGUUUCAAGAGGCCUCUCUCAAUCGAUGGAUAGGCAACUAUGAAGAUGCAAAGAGCCUGCUACAGGCCAUACGGAUGGAAGCCAAGGAAAAGUGGGAGCAGACGCAUCAGUUGGACCAACAUCCGUGGACGAUGCAGUGCGUUGCCGAGUUGGCAUACUCGUACGCUCUGACCGGUGACUACACAUCAGCAGAGGAGGCAAUCUCUCACGUCCUGCAAUCUCAAAGAGUGCUUUAUGGACCCACUGAGAUGAAUCAAUCGACGGACUCUAACAACGCCAAAGGGCUCAGGGCCGAGCAAGGCAAAGAACUGAAAACAAUUGUCUCCGAACUCGUUGCGGAAAUCCCAAGGUGGCGAUCAUAUUCCUCAGCGAUAUCAGAUCAGAAGUCGUCAGAACCGGCAACUCUGUCAAGCAUACUGGGCAGCGGUGGCCCCCAUCACGAUCUCUUGACAACUCUCGAGAUUUGGGCCAAGAUUGAGAUUUCCAGGCCCGACGCGGAUCGGUCAUUAGUCAUCGUGGUACAGCGUUUGGUUUAUGACUGCCGCAAAGCUUCAUGCGGACCGGACCACGCCACCACUCUCAAUGCUGCAGUCGACAUAGCCAACACCCUCCGCGAGGACUCGAUCCCUGAGCAUGUUGAGGCAGCUGCUAAGUACUACAGUGAAAUCACUAUAGAUAAGAACGAUUGUAGGGACUGGUUGGAUACUGAACAUCCUUUGAAGCUCGCCGCGAGACAGGGCGAGGCUCUGGUCAAGAUGCAUACUGGGUUGCAAGAAUUCGAAGGACUUGAAGAAAUUGCCAGUUAUUUUGGUUCCAUCGCUGAGCAGCAAACUCUCCGCCUAGGGCGACAACAUCCUGAGACUCUGCGGUCGCUAUUGACAACUUUCGUUGUCGUCUCUCUUCUCGACAACGAGAAAGGCAUCAAGAUUUCCAACGACAUUCGCGAGCGCCUGCGAGCCCAAAAUGUCCGGAAACAACGGCGUCAAGAGAGCGUCCUCCUCCGGGAAAGGCUGGGCUUUUUGCAUUACGUCAGGGCAAAUAUAGAACAAGCGCUCCAAAUUUUUUCAGAGCUAGUACAUGAGCUCAAGAUAGGCGAUCUACCAGCGGAUUCCGAUGGUCUAUACGACAGGAAUGACAUAGAGCGCAGAAUACGACAGCAAGAGAAGGUUGUACGGGAUGCAGCCAAGGAGACCUAUGAAGAGACAGUCGCCGAAGCACGGGCGGAGGAAGGUAAGAGGUUCCACCAUGAUGCGGAGCCCAAGUACUACUCGGCAUGGAAUCUCGCCAUUGUGUUAUACGGGAGAGAUUCCUCGGAGGCCGAGAUGAUACAGUACGAAUGGGCAAGAUCCCUCUGGAACUGUGGCGGCUCCUGUCGGAGGAGAAGUACACCCGGUAUCGUCGAUGAGCGUCCGCCGCAUGAGCCGGUGGAUCCGGCUCAGCACCAAAUGGCAGCCUUCAGCGUCGUCAAGUCACUUGCGCUGGGGAAAUCACACGACGAUGUCUUUGCUCUGACAUUGAGACAGACUUUAGAGCAAUGGUCGCAUGAACUUGGAAUGCUUGAAACUGUAGAGAAAGCAGACCAGGCGACGCCGAAGCAUCGCUCUUCCGAAUCAGAGGAGCGAUGA
Molecule: messenger RNA, 4011 nt
Organism: Thyridium curvatum
Lineage: Eukaryota; Fungi; Ascomycota; Sordariomycetes; Thyridiales; Thyridiaceae
Exons: 3
Coding region: 1-4011 (1336 amino acids)
Molecular function (GO): protein binding
Source: RefSeq, a predicted model, not a curated record